Molecule: messenger RNA, 3717 nt
Organism: Metarhizium acridum CQMa 102
Lineage: Eukaryota; Fungi; Ascomycota; Sordariomycetes; Hypocreales; Clavicipitaceae
Molecular function (GO): metal ion binding; ATP binding
Source: RefSeq, a predicted model, not a curated record
AUGGGAAGCAUUGAAUCCACUUCGCUGCGCAACAUCCGCAAAGUCUUGAUCGCCAACAGGGGCGAGAUUGCCGUCCGAUGCAUCAAGGCUUGUAGAGAGCUACGAGUCCACAGCGUGGCUACAUUUACACAUUCUGACGCAACUUCGCUGCAUGUCACUCUGGCAGACGAGGCAGUGCUGCUACCAGGAGACGACGGCACUGCCUAUACAGACGGUGAGGCUAUUUUGGAAAUUUGUAAAAAAACGGGUGUCGAUGCCGUUUUCCCCGGAUACGGCUUCUUGAGCGAAAAUGCCGACUUCGCUAAUGCUGUUUCGUCAGCCGACAUCAUCUUUGUCGGGCCUUCUUCAGCGUCUAUCAAGGCCAUGGGCCUCAAGCACGAAGCCAGAGCCAUCGCUGAGGCCGCAAAUGUCCCCGUUGUCCCUGGCACCCAGCUUCUGUCAUCUGCCGUAGAGGUCGUCAAGGCCGCGAGGAACCUGGGGUUCCCGGUGAUGCUCAAGGCAACCGGUGGAGGUGGUGGCAUGGGAUUACAAGCUUGCAACACCGAGCUUGAGGUUGAGAAGGCCUUUGCCGUGGUUGAGAGCCGCGCGAGCAAACUCUUCCAAAACAGCGGUGUCUACUUAGAAAAGUACUAUCCGCGGUCUCGCCACAUCGAGGUCCAGGUCGUAGGCAACGGCGAGAUUGUUGUAGCAUUUGGAGAGCGUGAAUGCUCGCUACAGCGACGAUAUCAAAAGGUGAUUGAAGAGUGCCCUAGUCCCUUUGUCGAGCGGCACCCUGGCCUCCGCGAGAGGAUGCUGGAGGCAGCCACCAAUUAUGCAGCGCAGCUCAAGUACAAAAGCGUGGGCACUGUAGAGUUUCUCGUCGAUGACGAGACCGCCAACUUCUUCUUUCUCGAGAUGAACACGAGGCUGCAAGUCGAGCACGGCAUCACCGAGUUGUGUUAUGAAGUCGAUCUUGUCCAUUUGAUGCUGCUGCAAGCCGACUUCGAACGGGAAGGCCAUGUAGGAAUACCCUCGGAAUUUCUCAAGGGUCUUGAGAGACAUUCCCCGCGAGGAUCAGCGAUCGAGGUCCGAGUCUAUGCCGAGGUGCCGCUGCGCGACUUUGCUCCGAGCCCUGGCAUCUUGCAGUUCGUCCACUGGCCUGAGGGCGAUGGCGUGCGAGUCGACACGUGGGUUAGAAGCGGCCAGCGGAUCACACCUCUUUACGACCCUUUAAUUGGAAAGAUCAUGGCUCACAGCCCUGGUGGCCGAGCCGCUGCUCAGUCGAAACUGCUCGCGGCACUUCGCGAUACGACUCUUCAGGGGACUCCAUCCAACUCGGAGUAUCUGAUCAAGAUUGUCGAUUCCAGCAUCUUCAUCAGUGGGAGUACAUUGACGAGUUCUCUAUCCACGUUCAAAUUUGAAAGUUGCUCCUUCCAGGUCUUGGAUCCUGGCGUCAUGACAACCAUCCAGGACUACCCGGGUCGCACCGCCGUAGGACACGGAGUGCCCCCGGGCGGUCCUAUGGACGACCUCAGUGCUCGUGUAGCAAACAGCCUUGUUGGAAACGAUUGGGGGGUUGAGCUUUUGGAAAUCACUCUAGCCGGACCAGAGUUGUUAUUUCAUGAGGCGGCUGUCGUUGCGAUUUGUGGCGCCGAGCUGCCAGUUACUGUCAACGAUACGCCCCAGCCCAUGUGGUCCAGGGUCAUUGUCUGUAAGGGCCAGAUACUAAAGCUGGGCAAGGCUUCUGGAAGUGGCACCAGAACCUAUCUUGCUGUCAAAGGCGGGUUCCCCCAAAUCCCCAAGUUUCUUGGCUCCAAAUCCACUGUCCCUGAGCUGGGCUUUGGUGGCCUCCAGGGACGGAAACUACAGGCCCAUGACAUUCUCGCUCUCGCGUCAGAGUCUGGGUCUUGGGCCGCUGCCUCUGCACCAUUGUCUCUGCCGGCAAAGGCAAUACCAGACUUCGCAUUUACGAGUGUGUGCUGCAUUGACGGGCCAUUUGGCUCCGACGAUAUCCUAACCCCUGAAGGGCGCAAGACUUUAUACGAGGCUCAAUGGGCAGUCAGCCAUAACAGCGGCCGAAGUGGUGUACGUUUGGACGGGCCACGGUUGAAAUGGGCUCGGACCUCGGGCGGCGGCGGCGGAUCUCAUCCGUCCAACGUCUUUGAUUACGGGUAUCCCAACGGCGGAGUCAACUUUACGGGGGAAUCGCCAAUCAUCUUUGCGCAUGACCGACCGGAUCUAGGUGGAUUUGCCUGCCCAACUACAGUAUGUUCCGCCGAGAUGUGGAAAGUCGGCCAACUCAAGGCCGGCAACACGAUACAACUUCGACCCGUGUCGUAUGACACCGCUCUGGAGAUUACGCGGAAGAAGGAGGAGUAUCUCAGAGCAAUUAUUCUGUACGCACAAGGGACUGCCUGUCAGAUAUCCCCACUGGACGUUGAGUUCAGCGACGAACCUCCGUGUUCUAUUCUCCAUCAAACAUCACCUUUAGGGAGCCAUCCUCAAGUUACAUAUCGCCAAGGCGGUGACACCAGCAUCAUCGUCGAAUACGGCGAUCAACUACCGGACCUUCGGAACACAGCUUGCGUCCAACUGCUUGCAAAUGGACUGUUGGCCGCAAACCUCGACGGCGUCCGAGGGGAUCCCAACUUUGCUACUCUGACCGUACGGUUCGACCCGUUCCUCACGGAGCGAUCUAAACUUCUUGCACACCUCAUCGAGCUCGAUGGCCAGAUUGGAAAGACCACGGGUAUCAAGAUACCGGCUCGACAAGUACGACUUCCCGUCUGCCUCGAUCACACAUCGCUUCGAGAGUCUGCGCAGCGAUAUAUGGAAAAUAUUAGGCCCUCGGCGGCUUACAUGCCAGACAAUGUAGAGUACCUCCGCAAGAAUAAUGCUCUCAACACUCGACGCGAUGUUUUUGACGCUAUCCUCAAGGCUCCAUGGCUCACCGUGGCAGUCGGCUUCUAUGUAGGAACACCAAUCAUGUUCCCUCUUGAUCCCUGGCGUGUCCUGACGAGCCAAAAGUACAACCCAAGCCGCGUGUAUACACCCGGAGGCUCUGUUGGCCUGGGCGGCUCACUGGUAGCAAUCUAUCCCGUCGCUGCCCCGGGAGGGUACCAGCUAAUGGGCCGAACCUUGGGCGGUUGGGACUCGGGGAGCAUUCGCCCCGGCUUCUCGCCUGAGAAGCCUUGGCUCUUCAACCAUUUCGAUCUGGUUACGUUUCAUGAGGUGUCGGAAGAGGAGUAUAGCAAGAUUGAGCAGGAGUUUGAGACUGGCCGCUAUAUUUUUGAUAUCACAGAGACGACGAUAGACAUGGAUACAUAUAUUGCGAGGUUUGACGAGGCAGCCAAGGACCCCGAGUAUCAGGCUUGGAGAAGACGCCAAGUUGCAGCAUCACAAGAGAUUGGAGAGUUGGAACAGAAGCUUUUCGAGGAAUGGACCCAGGCCAAAAGCUCGGAUAAGGGCGGCUCCGUAUGUGAAGAUGACGAUGUUGAUUCUGGCGAGGCUAUCUUCAUCGAGUCUCCCGUGGAUGCCAAUGUCUGGAAAGUACGAGUCAAGCAGGGUGAUGUGCUGGAAAAGGGGCAGACGGUGGCAGUUCUCGAGGCAAUGAAGAUGGAGAUCAAUGUGGUUGUGAGCGACGAUCAAGCAGGGGCCGUGGUAACUACGAUCAGUCAGCCUCCAGGAAGCGUUGUCAGGCCUGGAGCAGUAGUGGUGAGAGCUGCAAGACCAAAUUGA